Messenger RNA from Girardinichthys multiradiatus, 2193 nucleotides. It is a transcript of the gene snf8, whose product is annotated as SNF8 subunit of ESCRT-II. Gene Ontology annotation, cellular component: ESCRT II complex. NCBI's taxonomy places the organism in Eukaryota, Metazoa, Chordata, Actinopteri, Cyprinodontiformes, Goodeidae. The coding region runs from base 175 to 951 and encodes 258 amino acids. The record is from RefSeq and is a predicted model, not a curated record. Gene Ontology annotation, biological process: protein transport to vacuole involved in ubiquitin-dependent protein catabolic process via the multivesicular body sorting pathway. The transcript has 8 exons.
GUAUUUCCGGUUGACAGCGGAAGUGGAAGUAACAGGUUUCCGGCGAAGCUCUCUAUGGUUUACAGAUCUUCCGCGUUGUUUACUAUGAAAUAAAACAUAUCUGACCUUUUCCUGUGUUAAAAUAACAUGACGUUUAGAUCGUUAUAUUGAUAAUUUAGACCAAAUCUCGUCAGAAUGCAUCGCAGAGGCGUUGGGGCUGGGGCCAUAGCCAAAAAGAAGCUAGCAGAGGCCAAGUACAAAGAAAGAGGAACCGUACUUGCAGAGGACCAGAUAGUUCAGAUGUCGAAGCAGUUGGAAACGUUUAAAUCCAACCUGGAGGAGUUUGCCAGCAAGCACAAACAAGAGAUCCGUAAGAACUCCCAGUUCAGGGUCCAGUUUCAGGAGAUGUGUGCCACCAUCGGCGUUGACCCGCUAGCUUCUGGUAAAGGCUUUUGGUCUGAGAUGCUCGGUGUGGGUGAUUUCUACUACGAGCUGGGCGUACAGAUUAUUGAAGUGUGCCUCGCCCUGAAGCACAGAAAUGGAGGACUCAUCACUCUGGACGAGCUCCACCAGAGAGUGCUGAAGGGCCGGGGUAAAUAUGCUCAGGAUGUGAGCCAGGAUGACCUGGUCAGAGCUAUAAAGAAACUGAAGGUGAUGGGAAACGGUUUUGGGAUGAUUCCUGUUGGCGGUUCUUACCUGGUCCAGUCAGUCCCAGCAGAACUGAACAUGGAUCACACUGUAGUUCUACAGCUUGCCGAGAAAAAAGGAUACGUCACUGUGAGUGAGAUUAAAGGCAGCCUAAAGUGGGAGAAGGAACGAGCGUGUCACGUGCUUGAUCAUUUGCUAAAAGAAGGCUUGGCUUGGCUGGACUCUCAAGCAGGCGGGGAGGCUCAGUACUGGCUGCCGGCGCUCUUCUCUGAGUUGACCUCUCGUGACGUCACGCCGGAGGAGGCCAAUCAGAUGACGCCUUAAGAAGAUUUAUGGAUGGAUUGUUAUAUCGUAACUGGUGGCAGCGUUCACUGACAUGUUGCCUGAAAGGGCUGGUUCACCGCCUGGAGCCAAUAGACCGGGUGAAGUCCCAUAAGGAUCACUGUGGAAGAGGGGGAUUGUUUUCGUCCUUCUAGUACAGUGCAUUGCAAAAGUAUUCACAUACCUUGAACUUUCUCAGUUUAUUCACAUUAUGACCACAAACUUCACUGUAUUGUUGUGGGAUUUUAUGUGACGGAGCAACACUAAGAAGUUGUGAAGUGGAAGAAAGAUUAUAAAUGAUUUUCAAAUAUGUUUACAAAUAAAAAUCUAGAAAGCGUGCCCUGCUUUUGUAUUUGCGCUGCUGGCUCAAUACCUUGGCUGGAACUACACCAGCAGCGCUUCAGGAGACUAAAAUGUUUGCCCAUUUCCUUGGCUCAUGCUUAGACAGAUGGGACGGAGAGUAUCUCUGAAAAGCAAUUUCAAAGUCUUUCUGAAGAUUCUCAAUUGGAUUUAGUUCUGGACUUUGACUGGGCCAUUCUAGCACAUGGGUAUGCUUUCAUCUAAACCAGGGGUCUGCAACCUUUAUGAUACAAAGAGCCAUUUUUGUAAUAAAUAAAAACAUAAUGCAUGCUAUUUUCAGCCAUAUGACUUGUGUGAUUUUCUUUUUGGGGGGGGGACAGAACUGAUAAAAUAAGUUUUUCUCAUCUUUCUAUACGAAAACUAAUUCAUACACAUUUUGGUUUAAGCUUUUAAGAGCCACUAUAAAUGCCCCAAACUGCCACAUGUUGCAGACUCCUGAUCGGCUCCGUGUCGUAGCUCUGGCUGUUCUGUUCAGGGUUAAGGAUACAGUGAACCUUCACACUAGUCUCAAGUGUUAUGCUUCAUCCAACUGGUGUUCGUCCAUGAUUGCCCUGUAAUUUAGCUUCAUCCUUCCUCCCCAUCAAUUCGGACCAGAUAUCGCCUGCCCGCUGAAUAAAACUAUCCCCAUGACAUGAUGCUGCCACUACCAUGUUCCACCAUUGGGGUGGUAUGUUCAAGUAGAGGUGAGAAAAUGUGGAAAGUUCAAGGGCGUUACGAAUACUUUUGCAAGACAAUUCUUUUUUUUUUUUGUCAUGAAGUGUGAUUGGAUAAGAAAUUUUAAUCUUGGUGUGUUUUUUUGGUGGUCGGGGGAAUUCUCAGUGCUAAACAUGUAAAUUAACAUUUUCUUGCAUAAAAAAAUCUUUUAAAGAAAAACUUUUCACCAGA